Cokeromyces recurvatus is the source of this 2363-nucleotide messenger RNA. RefSeq lists its product as uncharacterized. NCBI's taxonomy places the organism in Eukaryota, Fungi, Mucoromycota, Mucoromycetes, Mucorales, Mucoraceae. The transcript is spliced from 11 exons. The record is from RefSeq and is a predicted model, not a curated record. The coding region runs from base 122 to 2167 and encodes 681 amino acids. Gene Ontology annotation, molecular function: MAP kinase scaffold activity.
UAAAAAAGCAUGCUCACAUCAAAAGAACACAAGUUUUUUUUUUUUCUUUUUCUUUCUUCCUUUCUUUCUUUCUUCUUUUUUCUCCUUCUUUAAUAUAAAUUAUUAUUAAAUUUAAAAAGGAAUGGCGUUACAGAGUAGAUCUCCACCUCAUUCCGUUUCUUCUCAAGAAGAAUGGGAUAUUAGAAAUAAAAUGUCAAAAACACAAUCAGCUACUUCAGUUUCAACUUCUUCAAGUAGACAAACUAUAAAUUCAUCAAUACAAGAAUCUUCUGCAAAAAUAUAUUUUGUAGAACUAGAAAAAUAUUUAACAAAUAUCUUAUCAAAAGAGGCAUCUGAGGGCGUCUCUUCUCAAAGAACAGCAGCGAGACAAAAGUUGUCAAGGUUAAAUAAUCUGCAGUUUCAUGAAUUAGCUACGGAUGUUUAUGAUGAGUUAAUAAGAAGAAAUUUGGACAAUCAUAAGUCCUUUUUACCUGUAAGAGAUGAUUUUCAUCCAAGAAGAAACCAAGCUAGACAAAAGUUAGCUACCUUACCAACUACACGAUUUCAGGAUCUCGCGAGUGAUGUAUAUCAUGAAAUUAAACGCAGAUACUCUCAUAUUUUGAUGUCAGAAGAGGAGUUACCACCUUUACCUAAACCAAAACAUAAUGAUACAAAAGCACAUACAACAAAUAUAAUACCUGUAAAAGGAAUGAUGAAUGUUGAAUCUGUCGAUUACCUUGAUGACGAAAAUAAUGGUCAAUUACCUAUGACAGAAAAUGGCAAUACACAAUCAAUAGAUAGUUUAAUGGCUGACUUGGGUAAUAUGCAAAAUGUGUCUACAGAUAUUGAGCAUUUGAAAUAUGAAUAUGAAACAAAAAUGCUAUCUAUGACGAAACGUAUUAAAAUGUUAGAAUUGUCUUUAGAAAAUGCAACUCAAUUAAACAAUUCAGGCACAAGACAAUCAUCUUCUGAUAAAGAACAACAAUUAAAGAUAAAGCAAAUGCAGGAUGAAUAUACAAAUUUAGAUAAUAGAUAUACACAAUUAGCAAAAGAAUACAAUGAACAACAAUUGGCUGUUCGAGAAGUGAAAGCUGAAAUUAAACAACUAAUUGAUGAGCUUAAAAAUUUAUCAAGUAAAAAUGAAGCAUUAAGACUUCAAAAUGAAGAAGCAAAUAAUGAAAUUCGACAUCUAACUCAAGAGACUAAAUCAUGGAAAAGAAAAUAUGAAAGUGCUAGUACGGAACUUCGAAGUUUUAAAGUUCAAUCAAUUAAUUUGGAUCAACAAGAUUUAUCGAAAGAAUUUUUCUUAAGGCCAAUUUCAAAAGGUGCAAUAGGCCAUCAGUUUGUUAUUGAAUAUCAAGCAGCUAUUGAUGACUUAAUGAAAACGUCAAGAUCAAGUAAACCUUCUGAUGUACUAUUAUCAAUGAGAACUAUUGUGUUGGCUUGUAAAGCAAUUACAACAGAAGUAGAAGACUAUGAAGUAAAUGUUGGAUUGACAUCACCAAAUCAGGAGAUACUAUAUGAUAUUAAAAAGAAGUUUUCAACUGAAUUAACGAAUUUAUUGGCGGCUACAAAGAAUUAUGCUGGAGGAAUGGGUAUAAGUCCUGUGAGCUUAGUAGAUGCUGCAGCUGGGAACCUUACGAAUACAAUUGUAGAACUUGUAAAACUUUUAGGAAUGAGACCAGCACCAGAUAAUGAAAAUAACACUCAAUCACCUUCUGUGAUAACAAAUGAAACCACCCCAAAUAGUAGGAUGGGAAAGAAUAAUAAUAGUAGUACUUACGCUUUGCAAAAUGAAAAUAAUGUAAUGAGUCUUGAAAAGUUAUCGCAAUUUCUUAAAAUGGAAACAGAUCAUAUUGUAUCAUCAGUACAAAAUCUAUUAAAUGCACUAAGAACAAAUGAUAGUAAUCUCUUUGAAAUUAUUACCUCGAUUAUUAAUAUCGUAGCCAAUAUUAUCCAAACAUCUAGAAAGACAUUCUUAAAUGGUCCAGGAUUGGAAUACAAAGACCAAGGCAAUGCUAUUUUAAGUGACUUGGAAAAAUGUAAUGGAAAAAUUAUUCAUAUACGAGAUACAUCAUUUACACAAUCACCAGAAAACGCAAAUUCUAUUGCUAAACGAAAUUUAGCACAAGAAUCAUAUGAAAUUGCUAAAUAUACAAAAGAGCUUAUAAACAUGCUAGAUUUGUAACCAAAGAAAGAAAAUGAGAAGAGAGGAGGAAGAAGAAGGAUGAGCUCUUGUAAAUACGUUUUUUUUUUUUUUAAGUUUUAUUACUGUUUGUUGUCUUUUAUUUAUUUUCUAUCCAUUACACACAACUAUACAUUAUCAUAUCAUUAUUACUAGAAAUAUAAUAAUAAACUAUAUCAUUAUUUGCAUACGAAUUAAC